AUGUUGCUUGUCGGGCGCUUUUUAACUGGCCUGGGAGCCGGCAUGGUAAAUUGUAGCAUCCCUCUCUAUCAGGCCGAGGUGUCACCACCCAAGCAACGCGGCCGCAUGGUGGGAUCCCAUGGCGUGAUGCUCAGCGCUGGGUUUGCCUUCGCAGGGUGGGCAGGCUACGGUUGCUAUUAUGAACCAAACCACGACAUUCAGUGGCGAUUAUUGCUCUGUCUCCAAGUUGUCAGCCCCGCAAUUCUCCUGGCUGUGACCCCCUGGUUACCGGAAUCGCCACGGUGGCUGGUCCUGAACGACAAAACAGACCUUGCCUUCCGAACCCUGAAAAGGCUUCACCAGACUGCUGGAGAUAGCGACGACACUGUUGCCCGCGAAGAGCUCAUCCAAAUUUUCGCCCAGAUUGAACUAGAGAAGGCCAAGUCGCGGAGCUUGAUAUCAAUGCUGCAAAUACCGUCUUAUAGAAGGCGCUUGCUGACGGGGUUUUUCAUACAGUUCCUGUGCCAGAGUUCUGGGGUCACGGUAAUCAACAACUACUCGGUGAUGCUAUACACAAUGCUCGGUAUACCUAGCGACGUUCAACUACUUAUCUACGCAAUCUGGCUCACUUGGUCCUGUAUAUCAAACCUCAUCGGUAGUCUGAUUGUCGACAGGCUUGGUAGAGUCCUGAUGUUUAAGAUUGGAUUUGUCUCCUCCGUGGUUGCGCUUUCCAUAUAUACGGGAUUGAUGAGUGUCUACAGCUCGCAAGAGAGCAAGGUCGGAAGCGGCGCUGCGCUGGCAUUUGCGUUCCUUUUUCUGGGUUGCUUCGGCAUAUUCGUCGACGCAGUGUCUUACAUCUACGUGGGGGAGAUAUUCCCUCUGUUCAUGCGGGCAACGGGCAUCAGCUUCUCGAUAUCCGGUUGGUUCAGCGCGGCGCUGGUCUACAAUGAAGUUGCUGCUACUGCGUUCAACCAAAUCGGCUGGAGGUACAAUCUGGUUUUCAUCUGCAUUACCGUCGUGUCAUUGCCCGUCAUCAUUUUUCUAUUGCCGGAGACGAAGAACCUGCCCCUAGAGGAAGUGUCACGACUAUUUGGCGAUGAGGUUGCCCUUGGCGCUGGCCACAUGACAGCUGAAGACAAGGAGCGUAUUGUGGAAAGUCUUGUGAGAAGGGGGGCGAAGGGCGACGUUGUUCAGCAGUUGGUCGGUACAGCCGUUGAAAUUGAAAGGCUUUAG
Aspergillus puulaauensis is the source of this 1212-nucleotide messenger RNA. RefSeq lists its product as uncharacterized. The record is from RefSeq and is a predicted model, not a curated record. Gene Ontology annotation, cellular component: membrane. The coding region runs from base 1 to 1212 and encodes 403 amino acids. The transcript has 2 exons. Gene Ontology annotation, biological process: carbohydrate transport; transmembrane transport. Gene Ontology annotation, molecular function: carbohydrate:proton symporter activity. NCBI's taxonomy places the organism in Eukaryota, Fungi, Ascomycota, Eurotiomycetes, Eurotiales, Aspergillaceae.